Amaranthus tricolor (Joseph's coat) is the source of this 5622-nucleotide messenger RNA. RefSeq names its product probable disease resistance protein At4g27220. Bases 11 to 3160 code for a protein of 1049 amino acids. Gene Ontology annotation, molecular function: protein binding; ADP binding. The transcript has 6 exons. The record is from RefSeq and is a predicted model, not a curated record. Lineage: Eukaryota; Viridiplantae; Streptophyta; Magnoliopsida; Caryophyllales; Amaranthaceae.
AUCAAAGAAAAUGCCGCUGGCUGCCUUUGCAACGCCUUUCCUGACUGCAGUCGGUGGAUUAGUUACUGGUCUUAUUGCUGCUUGGGUCCGGGAAGAAUAUGUCCCUCAUAGGUUUAAGGAACGUCGAAGUAAUCUGGAAAACCUGAAGACAAAGAUUGCAGAAGCAAGAGAGAUGCUUAAUAGAUUGCAAGCACAAGCAAAUGGGACAACUUUUCUUCUAACUGAUGUGAAAGAUUGGAUGAGAGAAGCUGAAGAUUCCCUCAACAAAGUAGAUAUAGAAAAUCUUAGAAGAAGCAUAGAUGGUAGAUGUAUGAAUGGCUUCUUGCCCGACUGUUGUCGUCGAUGUGCUGCAAGCGCAGCCAUUGAACGAGAAAUCAGUAUAUUUGAUCAGUUAAUUGAAAAGAAUAGGUGUGUUAGAAUGAAGCCUGUUGUGAGGGGAUAUCAACGAGCUUGUAAUGAAACUGUGGUGAGAACUAGAAAUAUUGAUAUUGAGAACAUAUGGAAGAGCCUAACCCAAAAACAAAACGUUAAAGUAUUAUGCAUUCAUGGCAUAGCUGGUGUUGGCAAGACAGCUGUUGCAGAAGCUAUAUAUAACCAAGCUUUGUAUGAGUGUAAUUCAUUUGAUUAUGUUAUAUGGGUAGCUGCUGAAUUUGGUGUUCAGCUCAAGAUUCUUCAAGAGCAGGUUGCUAGGAGCUUAAAUAUAACGCUCCCUGACACUAGUGAUGAUGCAAGUAGAGCUUUAAAACUGCGUGAUGAGUUUGUGCUACGGAAGAAAUGUUUGGUGAUUCUUGAUUUUUUAUGGGAUGAUUAUUCUCUUCAAGAGAUUGGAAUUCCAGAGUCUGAUAAUGGGGAAGUGGUAUGCAAGGUCAUCCUUACUUCUAGAUCUCGAUUUGCGUGCCCAAGAAUUGUGAAAAAUGAGUACUAUGAAAUAAAACCACUCUCUAGCGUUGAUACUUUGGCUUUUUUAAAGAGGACUGUUGGUGACAGCCUUUUCCUUGUAGAUAGCGAGAUUCAGGAAAAAGCAAUAGAAGAUUGUGCAGGAUUGCCAUUAGCAGUUCUCAUAUUGGGAAUGCAUUUGAGAGAAGUACAGGGUCAAAGCUUGGAUGAAAUUAGUAUUGCACUUCAAGAAAGGUUGAGUAGCCGGGCUAGAUCAACACCAUCUACUGCAAUGCAGUUUGAACGCUUGGAAUACAGUUAUAAGAGACUGGAGGAGAAAUACCAACAAUGUUUCUUGUACUGUGCCUUGUACCCAAAAGGUAUUCCAAUUGAAGCAAAGCAGCUGAUAGAUUAUUGGAUCUGGGAAGGUCUAUUGGAUAUAUAUGUUGAGUCAUUAGAAGAAAAGAGGAAAUUGGGGAUGAAAGUUUUGAAAGAACUCAAAGAUGCUCGUCUCUUGGAGGCUGUUGAUUCAAAUGGCUCUCAAGAGUGGGUCAAGAUGCUUGGCUUAUUGCACGAUAUGGCAGUAAAUAUUAUAAGCAAACAAGAUAAUGACUUCUUCAUCAAUGCAGGUGAUAAUCUUUUGGUCUUACCCACAAUUGAUGAUCAGUGUGGAAAGAUCAAACGAGCAUCAUUUAUGCACAAUCAACUUAAAGCACCCUCAAAAAAGCCUAAUUUUCCAAACUUGUCUACAUUGCUACUCCAAUAUAACCCACUUGAUUGGUUUUCACUUGAUUUUUUCACUGGUAUGCCAAAGCUUAAAGUCUUAGACCUAUCUUACACUCAUGUUUCAUUCCUUCCACCAUCAGCUUGUACCUUGAAACUUCUCCAAGUACUUCUUUUACGUCAUUGCCCUAGUCUGAAACACCUGCCUGAUUUGUCUAACCUAGAGGAACUUAUUGUACUUGAUUUGUUUGGAACCCCUCUUGAAAACUUACCUGCUGGGAUGCAGAGGUUGAAAAAAUUAAAGCGCCUUGAUCUUUCACACUCUAAGUUGACUAAAUUCCCUGCUGAAUUGGUUGGUUCAUUACCAUGUUUGCAAGAAUUGUUAAUCGUUAUGGAUGAUGCAAAGGGUUGUUACUGGAGAUCAAAGCAAGUGAUAAGUUCAUUUUCCAGAGAUGCUUGUGUUGAGGAGCUUGCGUGCUUAGAAGGUUUAACCAUUCUUGAACUCAACUUCUUCAAUGUAACCAUGUUCAACGACUAUAUGAAUGCAUUUGUAAGGGCAAGAAGACACCAUUGUUCCCCUAGUUUUAAAUAUUAUGUUGGUGGUUUCUGCACCAAUGGAAACGUCAGUAGGAACAGCAUAGUUUUGAUUGAUGAUUACCGUGUUAAUCAACUACCAGAAGGCACCUUAGAGCUGUAUUUAACAAUGCACAGCCAAAGUCUGAAGACGCUUAAGGAAACUGGUAUUAGGUUUCAGAAUUUGAAGGUCCUCAAUGUGUUUGACUACAGUGGGUUAGAAUAUCUUUUCUCUUUUGAGAUGUUGAAUUGUCUCUGUAACCUUGAAAAGAUAUCUGUUAGGCAGUGCUGGUCAAUGAAAGCGUUAAUAAGGCCUGUUGUGGAUGCCCAUCUUGAUACAACCAUAACUCUAUCUUACCAUCUUCCACGGCUGCUGGAGUUAGUAUUAAUCGAUCUCCCUCAGCUAAAUUCCAUAUGUUCUGAGAAGCAACUUGAUUGGCCUGUCUUUCAUAGUUUCUCUGUUUGGAACUGUGAGAAACUAACAGAGUUGCCUCUUAUUGUUAGUCAAACUGGAGAAUUUAGAAUUUCCAAGAAAAUUAAAAUUAGAGGGAAUCGCUUCUGGUUCAAGGAUGUGGAGCGGGAAGAGACACAUUCCUCAAAUUAUGAAUUUGAAGAAGCAGUCCUACCGGAAAAUCUAGUAUCUUUUGUCAGUGUGAAGACGGAGAAAUUAAGUACUGAAUCAACGACUAGUAGUGGUGAAACAAAAGUUUUUAGGAUUUUCAAAAGGAAGAAAGCUGAAAAGACUAGAGCUGCCACUAUUUUGGCAAAUGAUGAUAUAAAUGCAAGCCCUUCCCAUUCCCCGAGCCAUAGCUACAUUACUCGGCGCCUAGAAGCUACCUCCACAUUUAUAAAACGAGUACAUGCAAAUGUAAGAGAUUUGUUUACUCGCCAACAAAAUGGCUAUGCUAGUCCUUCAAAUGGAGCAAGCUCCGUCUCAAUGAUCACACCAACCAAUUCACGAAGAUUUCUCCAUUUUACCUUACUUUAGAAACAGCUCCUUUGAAAUAGUGAUAUGGCCAAAUGCUUUGCAGUUGGUUCGUAUCUAUUUCCUUGUUUUUUGGCGGGAAAUUCAAGGCUCGGCCCUACCUAGGCCAUGGCUUAGGUCAUUUUACCAAAAACCUUAUGUUGAAUUGCGUAACACAUAACACAAAAGAAUGACAAACGAGUUGGUUCAGCACAGAAGCUGAACCAACAUUUUGGAUUCGCCACUGGUUUCAGGUCUGUGCUUCUGCGUCCGUGGUUUGUUCGUUCUCUCCUGCACUCUAAACUCUGUCUGCUGUUUCUUUUGGUUCUGGAAUAUGUCUUUUUGGUUGGAUAUCUCUUGUUAGGAUUUAAUAUGUGACUUGGAGCUGUGAUCAUGGUUAAUUUCGGUUUCCAAGGGAGAAGGAAUUUAGAUUUUGUGGUACUGUUAGUGAUUCUUUUGUGGGUGUUCUAUCAUUAAGGGAUGCUUCCUACUCCAAUUGUGGUCUUGAUGUGUCUUUUGAUCCACUUCAGCUUCUCUUUUACCCCUUUCCUUGUUUUCUGUUUGAAACCAUUUUUCAAAUAGGUAAUUUAUUGUUGGAUGAUGGUUAAGCUGACAAGCUAGCAUCAUAAUUGUAUUGUGUCAAAACAAACAGUAUUUUAUUGCAUUGUAUCCAAUACAUUGUAUGGGAUGAGAUGUAAGAACUUUCUAAUUUGUGAAAUCGAUUUUCUGCACGAGACCUGUGAAAAACAAGGAGCUUCAAGUGUUAGAGUAUAUAAUAUAUUUUGGGACCUCAACCAUCAGUUUAAGCUUUUGGUUGAGUUAGUUUCUUGACAUGGUAUCAAAGCUAACGUGACAACAGGUCACAGGUUUGAAUCUCAACCAUCCCUCAUUUAAAGUGGAUUAUUUAGCUCUAGGUAUAAGGACGGAGGGCCUGUGCUGUAUCCAAAUUUCUAGCCCAAUGGGCUCUCGUGUGAGGGGUUGUGUUAGAAUAUAUAACAUAUUCUGAGACCUCAACAAUCAACUUAAGUUUUUGGUUGAAUUGGUUCCUUGACCGUUAGCCUCAGUGUUAUCAUUAGUUUGGUUUAUUUUGAGUUAUCCAAUAGUAGAAUAAUGUUGAGCAGAUGGAUAAUAGUUGAAAAUUAUUUUUAACAAAAUUUCCUAAAAUAAAAUAGUACUCCUAUAUUCUAAUUUUAAAAUAAAAAUGCAUUGUUAAAGUUGAACGAUGAAUAACUGAAUAUUGCCAGCUAUCUGCAUGUGAGUUCAUCAAAACAACGUUUGGAUCGGUUUAUUCUAUUAUUAGUUAUGCAUAACUCAGACAUGCAGUGUAGUUGGGAAUUUAAAUACCACAUUGUAUUCAUACCCGUGAACUUAUUAUCAUUGAGCGACACUUGAACCGAUGGGUCAAGACAUGACUUGAAAUCGGAUAGAUGACAAAUAAACAAUAAACUGAUAAGGAACAAAUUCAACCAAAAGCUUAAGCUUAUGAUUGAAGGCUUGAGGCCAUAUUAUAUGUUAUAUACUCUAACACGCCCUCUCAUGCCCCUCUCAUGCGAGAGCCCUUGAGUUAAAAGUGUGAAUGCAACACAAACUCUCUUUAUAUUUGGUCAGAAAUAUUCCACUUGAAUUUGAGGGGUAAUUAAGAUUUAAACCCGUGACCAUGGUCACAUUGUCUUCUCAUGUCAUGUUGAAGAAUCAAGUCAACCAAAAGCUUAAUUAUUUUUGUUUGCAUGUUCUUAGCCUUCUCAAUGAUAUCAGAAUAUAAUUAUUGAUUUCAUGUCAGAAUAUCAAAUUAACUUAACUCCAGUAUGGUAAUUAUAAAACAAACUAAGCCUUCACGUUUUGCCAACUUUCUUUCUAGCAUUAUUCAUUAGAAACUACUGUUUCCAGAUACUUUUUCUCAUUCAGUUUAGGAAUUGUCUUUACUUUGCAUUUUAGAUUUUAGAAACAGAAGCUUAAAUAAUGACAGGUAAGUUGUAGCCACCAUUUUUUAUCUCCAUUGUUUUAAGUUUUGCUUUAUUUUGAUGAAAUUUUAUUUCUGAAUUUUGAAGCAGAUUCUCAUUUCUGGGUUAAAUUUUAUAGCUAUUUUAUAUCUACCCAAUGAAAUAGGUGAAGGCUGAAGUGUAAUCUGGGAUACCAAGAAGUCCAGUUGUUUCCGGGUGCAUUUCUACACUUGGUUGUCCAUGUUUCAUCGGCGUGGCUCGUGACACAAGUUUAACUUUGGCUAUUACCUAUGGACUACUGUAUAUGCUGAAGUUUCAUGUCACAGUAUCAUCAGAGCUGAGGUGCUUACUUAAGGAAUUUCAUGCGGCAGUUCAGAGAAGCGGAGUAUUUUUAAAGCCAUGUUGGCAUCGGACAUUAUCACUCUUGGAGCUGCUAUUUUCGGACUGUUGACAUCUAUUGCAGGCUCAUCAGCUUGCAUUUAUAAUUCUUAUCGAACGAGUAGAAUCAAUUUGUCGAUUCUGAAAGUAAAAGUGCACAACUUGGAA